Messenger RNA from Spea bombifrons (plains spadefoot toad), 1613 nucleotides. Its product is annotated as butyrophilin subfamily 1 member A1-like. NCBI's taxonomy places the organism in Eukaryota, Metazoa, Chordata, Amphibia, Anura, Pelobatidae. Gene Ontology annotation, molecular function: protein binding. The coding region runs from base 39 to 1613 and encodes 524 amino acids. The transcript is spliced from 8 exons. The record is from RefSeq and is a predicted model, not a curated record.
GACUGAGAAAGGGAUCCUAGCGACGUUGAGUAACCAAGAUGCAGAGACUGUUCGGAAUACUGGUCUGUAUCACCGUGGUUCUGCCGACGACUGCUGCAGUUGUGUUUCGGGUGCUGUCUCAUGAUACCUUGUUGGUGGCAGAAGUGGGAUCAGAUGUUGUCUUGCCAUGUACCCUCUCGCCUCCGCUUAGCCCUGUUGGGCUGGAAGUGCGUUGGUUCCACAAUCUCUAUCACUCUGUGGUCUUCUUGAUGAAAGACGGGAAAGAGGAUAGGCAGCAACAAAGUGCCGAGUACCGUGGGAGAGCUUACCUGCAAGCCGGACCAGACGCAGGCAACCUGUCCCUUUCUCUGCGCAAUGUCCGCCUCUCUGAUGCUGGAAAAUAUCACUGCUUCGUGGAGAACACAAGCAGCUACUCUUAUGAAGAAGCUGUCAUGGAACUUAGGGUGGUUGGGCUAGGUUCCGCACCUCUGGUGGAGGUCACACACCAAGACAGCUCUGUUCUGCUCUCCUGCUCCUCUGACGGUUGGUUCCCGAAACCCCAGAUGCGUUGGGAGAAAGAAAGCCGCGAUGUUGCUACAGAAGUCCAACACAUGAACCGGAGCGAUGGUCUUUUGAGUGUAAAGAGUAACAUUCUCCUGAAAGAUUCCUCUGAGGGUCUCGUUUACUGCGGAGUGAGACAUUCCAUCACCGGCCUCGAGAAGGGGGUCUACGUGAAGAUCUCAGAAGAUAUGUUUCCCCGUCUCUCCUUCUGGGCAGUUUUGUUUCUCCUUCUGCUGGCCAUUUUGAUAGCCGGCUCCGGCACCGCGGCCUGGUAUUUCUACACUUACCGCAAAGCCCAAGAGAGAAAGACCGCCGAAUAUGAAAAAAAACAGGAGCGCCUGAUCCAAGAGAUUGGUGAGUGUCCAAAUACGCAGAAUAAAACAUCUGUAGUAAUGAAUAUAUUCAGUAUUAUUUAUUUUUUCCCCCACUAUUUUACUCUUUUUCUCUUUCCAGAAUGGAGAAAGAUUUCUGCUAUAAAAGAACCUAUUCUGUUUAACUCAGAAAGCGCGUUUCCUGGACUGCUCGUUUCUCCGGACUGCCGCUGCAUUUCGCCCACGGGAAAUCUACAAACGGAGUUAAAUGACGAGCGGUUCGACACAGAGCCGUGCGUCCUCGGGAUACCGCUGUUCGACUCUGGCGUUCAUUACUGGGAGACGGAGAUUCGAGAGCAGGGAAGCAAGUUCUGGUCUGUGGGGGUAGCAAAACAGUCUGUGAGACGGACCGGCGGACUGCGGGAAUCACCUGAAGCCGGAAUCUGGGCGAUGAGGUCAUCUGAAGAUGGAUUUUAUCUCCUUAAAGACGUUGCUGAAAAAAUCCAUCCCUCAGAGACGCCGCGUAUUUUGGGAACUUAUCUAAACUUCGAGGGCGGAGAAGUCGCGUUUUAUAAUGCGGAAACGUUUGAGUGUCUCUGUCGCUUCCGCGAGAACUUUGCCGAGCCGGUGUGUGCCUUUUAUUACGUGGGCUCGGGAAUCACAUUUUUGUUGAAUCCAGAAGAACCGGCAAUCCCAUUUAUAGCCCAACAACAGCUGCAAGGUUUUCAUGAACCAGACUUGGUCAACGAGGACGUUUUAUAG